AGACACCCCGGCAAGGGCUUGAUUGCUUUUGGAAUCCCCCAUUUGACUCCAAUCAGCCUAAUUUUCAGCACUUCAAGCGGUCAAUCAAUCAAUUCACCGUUUGACGAGUUCAAAGCUACUAUGGAGAGUUUUGUUAUUUCAACCUCUACCAAAUUUGACGCGUUAACAUCAGAAAUUGCGAACCUCAAACAACUAAUACCGCCCGACCAAUGUAUUGCAUCUCUUCAGGCUGAAAUCGUUAACCUGAAGACCGAGAACAACGAUCUUCGCGAAAGAAAUACGAACAUAUCUUAUAUCAUGUCCGAUUUACGCACGAAAAUUAAGGACGUUGAAAAUGAAAAAAGAA
Paramuricea clavata is the source of this 346-nucleotide messenger RNA. The record is from the annotation of a GenBank genome assembly. NCBI's taxonomy places the organism in Eukaryota, Metazoa, Cnidaria, Anthozoa, Malacalcyonacea, Plexauridae.